AAUAUUGCAUAUGUAAGUAGCACCUUAGAUUUCCGCCUUUCCUUCUCAGAGGAAGCUUUCCACCUUUACAACAAAGAUUUCUUCCAAGAUGUUGGAGAAGUUGUUCGUGUUCGACUUAUUGUAAACCACGAGGGUAAGCAUGUGGGUUAUGGCUUUGUUGACAUCGCUUCUGCUAACGAAGCAAAGAAGGCGCUGGAAAAGAAGAAUGGUGAAUAUUUGCACGAUCAUAAGAUCUUUCUUGAAGUGGCUAAGACAGCUCCAGACCCUCCACGACCCAAGUACAACCUUGCAGAGAAGCUUUGUUACGAAGACUACCUUCGACGACAAAACCUUGUGAUAGGAGAGGACGUGGCAGUGGAAGGACUUGACGAAUCUCCCAUUUUUGUUGAGGCAGUUGCUGUAAGAAAAAAGAUGCUCUUUGUUUCUGGUCUCUCUCGCGAAUCUGAUAUAUCACAUAUCAUCAAUUUCUUCAUAGAUGUUGGAGAAGUUGUUCAUGUUCGACUUAUUGUAGACUACAUGGGCGAGCCUGUGGGCGAUGGCUUUGUUGAGUUUGCUUCUUCUGACGAAGCAGAGAAGGCACUGGAAACGAGGAACGGUGAAUAUUUUCACGAUCAUAAGAUUUUUAUUGUUGUGGCUAAGAAAGCUCCAUAUCCUCCACGACCCAAGUAUUGCAUAGAUCACAAGGUUUGGUAUGAAGACUACCUCCGGCGAGAAAGCCUUCUGAUAGAAGAUGAGGCAGUGGAAGGAUUUGAUGAAGUUCUCGAUUUUAUUGAGGAAGUUGCGGCAAGAAGGAAGACGCUAUUUGUUUCCAAUAUCCCUUGCAAAGAUAAAAUACCAAAGAACACUAAAUUACCAAAGAUCAUCGAUUUCUUCAAAGAUGUUGGAAAAGUUGUUUGUUCUCGACUUAUUGUAGACCACAAUGGUGAGCAUGUGGGCUGUGGCUUUGUUGAGUUUGCUUCUGCUAACGAAGCAGAGAUGGCGCUGGAAAAGAAUGGUUUCAAUUUGCAGGGUAAUAAGAUUUUUCUUGACGUGGCUGAGAUUGCUCCAUACCCUCUCCGACCCAAGUCGAAGGUAGAAAGCCUUCUGAGAAAAGAAGGAGAACAAGAAGAUGAAGAUGGAGAAGAAGAUGAAGAUGAUUUGGAGACCAAACCGAAUUUGAAGAAAGAUGAGGUACCUACGAUGGGUGGAUUCUGCGGUAAGAAGAUUAUCUUCUGUUUCAACGACUUGUAGAAGAAGAUGAAGCUCUUUGGUGUUUCUAACUUUUGUGAUACAAUGCAACUUUUUUUUUUUUUUUUACUAUUUCGUUUUUUUUCUGAAAAUAUGCUUAAUUUUGAAUGAUUUAGUGUUAAAUCAUAACCUGCCUUCAGUAUAAACCUUAUAAAGAGCUGUUUGAACUA
Camelina sativa (false flax) is the source of this 1397-nucleotide messenger RNA. The record is from RefSeq and is a predicted model, not a curated record. NCBI's taxonomy places the organism in Eukaryota, Viridiplantae, Streptophyta, Magnoliopsida, Brassicales, Brassicaceae.